This is a messenger RNA of Nothobranchius furzeri (turquoise killifish), 3309 nucleotides long. It is a transcript of the gene capn3a, whose product is annotated as calpain 3a, (p94). Gene Ontology annotation, biological process: proteolysis; negative regulation of apoptotic process. The record is from RefSeq and is a predicted model, not a curated record. Lineage: Eukaryota; Metazoa; Chordata; Actinopteri; Cyprinodontiformes; Nothobranchiidae. Gene Ontology annotation, cellular component: cytoplasm; calpain complex. Gene Ontology annotation, molecular function: calcium-dependent cysteine-type endopeptidase activity; calcium ion binding.
CCUUUGUGUCACCCAACAAUGAUGGCACCAGAGCACAGGCAGGGACACACCUUUGUUCCAUCAGCCAAUGGGAAUGCUCUAAACGCACACCGUGAUCUGUGAGCUUUUAUGCAUCUGUACAUGCGUUUGCGUGCGUGUGACAUUUACUCUGUGACGAAGGGGAGGGGGAUGUCACCUGAAGAAGGAACCAAUCAGAUAUUAGCUGUUUGGAUUUAUGCCAGAGUCUUUUGGCUUGUAAGACUUUCACACAGGUGGUCAACGCCAGACUUUCCCCCCCAAAAAAUCCUCGAGAAAAGAUGCCAUACACACCGUCUGGCUUUUUCUGUGACCGGCUGAUCCGGGAACGAGAAAGGAGAGACGGGGAAGGUUCUGUGAGCAAACCCGUCCGCUUUAACGGUCAGGACUACAACGCGCUGAGGCAGGAGUGCCUGCAGAGGAAGGGUCUGUUUGAGGAUGACUCCUUCCCAGCCACCGUGGAAUCUCUGGGCUUCAAGGAGCUGGGACACAAGUCCAACAAGGUCAAGAACAUCGUCUGGAAGAGACCCAAGGAAAUCUGUGAGAAUCCUCAGUUCAUUGUAGGAGGAGCCAGUAGGACGGACAUCUGUCAGGGAGAUCUGGGUGACUGUUGGCUGCUGGCUGCUAUCGCCUGCCUGACGCUCAAUGAGAAGCUUCUGUUUCGAGUUGUUCCUCAGGAGCAGAGCUUCUCAGAGAACUACGCUGGACUCUUCCACUUCCAGUUCUGGCGUUACGGCGAUUGGGUGGAUGUCGUCAUCGACGACCGCAUCCCAACCUUUAACAACCAGCUGGUCUUCACCAAGUCUGCUGAAAGGAACGAGUUCUGGAGUGCACUGCUGGAGAAGGCCUACGCCAAGCUGCACGGCUCCUACGAGGCCCUGAAGGGAGGAAACACCACGGAGGCCAUGGAGGAUUUCACAGGUGGCGUCACUGAGUUUUACGAGAUGAAGGAAGCUCCAAAAGAGCUCUACAAGAUCAUGAAGAAGGCUCUGGAGAGAGGCUCGCUCAUGGGCUGCUCCAUCGAUUCUUUGGUCCCUGCUCGCUUUGAAACUCGGACAGUGACGGGACUGGUGAAGGGUCACGCCUACUCGGUGACGGCGGUGGACGAGUGCAAGCCCUCUCAGCACAAGGACAGCAAGGUUCGACUGGUCCGGCUCAGGAACCCGUGGGGUCAGGUGGAGUGGAACGGCCCUUGGAGUGACAAUUCUAAGGAGUGGACUACUCUGUCCAAGGAUGAAAAAGACAAACUGCAACACCAGAGUGCUGAAGAUGGAGAGUUCUGGAUGUCAUUUGAAGACUUUAAGAAGAACUACACAAAGAUCGAGAUCUGUAACCUCACGCCUGAUGCCCUGGAGGAUGAUAAGAUCCACAAGUGGACGGUUUCUGUGAACGAGGGCCGCUGGGUGAGAGGCUGCUCGGCCGGAGGCUGCAGGAACUAUCCAGACACUUUCUGGACCAACCCUCAGUACCGCCUUCGCCUGCUGGAGGAGGAUGAUGAUCCAGACGAUAAUGAGGUGGGCUGCACCUUCGUGGUAGCGCUGAUGCAGAAGAACAGAAGAAAGGAACGCAAGAUGGGAGCCAACCUGUUCACCAUCGGAUUUGCUAUUUAUGAGGUGCCAAAGGAGAUGCACGGAAACAAGCAGCACAUGCAGAAGGAUUUCUUCCUGUUCAACUCCUCCAAGGCCCGCUCCAAGUCCUACAUCAACCUGAGAGAGGUGACGCAGCGUUUCCGCCUGAGCUCCGGCGAGUACGUUAUCAUUCCCUCCACCUACGAGCCACAUCAGGAGGGAGACUUCAUCCUGCGGGUCUUCUCUGAAAAGAGGAACACCUCAGAGGAGAUAGAGAACAGGAUCGAGGCUGAUCAUCCUGUGCCAGCUCCAGCCUUGGCGGGGGAAGAGAGCGAGGAAGAUCAACAGUUUCGGACAAUUUUUCAGGAGAUAGCCGGCGAAGAGAUGGAAAUCACAGCCAACGAACUGAGAAACGUUCUCAACAGAGUCAUCAGCACACAUAAGGACCUGAACACGGAGGGCUUCAGCCUGGAGAGCUGCAGAAGCAUGAUCGCUCUGAUGGACAUGGACGGGACGGGUCGACUCAACCUACAGGAGUUUAGACAUCUAUGGAACAAGAUCAAACAGUGGCAGGGAAUCUUUAAACAUUAUAACGCUGACCAGUCUGGCAGCAUCAACAGUUACGAGAUGAGGAAUGCCGUCAAUGAUGCAGGCUUCCGUCUCAACAACCAGCUGUAUGACAUCAUCACCAUGCGCUAUGCAAACGAGAACAUGAACAUAGACUUCGACAGCUUUGUCAGCUGUCUGGUUCGUCUCGAAGCCAUGUUCAGGGCCUUCCAGGCCUUCGAUCAGGAUGGAGAUGGAACCAUUAGACUCAGUGUCCUGGAGUGGCUCCAGUUGACCAUGUAUGCCUAGAGAAGACCAUCUUCAUCCACAAGGACCAGAUCUGCCAGCCUUUACCUCAAUUGUCAGUGUGCCCGACAGCCGUUAUCUUUCAGCCACCCCCCCCCCUCCCCCAGCUGAUUACUUCUCUGCACCAACAUGUACUUCCUUUUCAUCUUUUCCAUCAUCUGCAGAUGGUCUCGGGCCUCUGGCACUUCCUUCUCUGCUUUUGUCCUCCCAUCAUCAAAAUAUCAGUCUCUCUUCAGUCAAAAGCUUUGUUUUUAUUUCUAAGAGGUCUCAGCGUGGUAACAAACAUUUCUCAGGCAGCAAACACACACAACCUCCUUCCUGGCACAAUACCUCAAAAAGCAUCAAACAUAUAGUAACUCCUCCUGUUGCGGUUUGCUAACGAUUCAUCAUUUGUUUUUAUCUAACUAAGCAACAUUCAUCCCAGACCAGCAGGCCUUCCUGCGGACAGAUGUCAUCAUAAACAUAACAAAUUCACUCAGUCUUUUAUUCACUGGGCUUUGCUUUUAAUUCAUUCCUCCUGGACUAGACUCAGUCCAGUGACAGGGAACAGCGCCCCCGGUGGACCAGCUCAUGCUCCCCCUGUUGACCUGAGCUCCAGCCAGGACACCGGUCUGGUCUGCUCCAGCUCCGACACACCAGGCUCAGAUAUGACGAAUGGGUUGGGCUGCAGCUUCUUGUGAUUUUCUCAUGACGGCAUUGGUCAAAUGACUGUACAACAUUUUUAAACAUUUUAUUAACACAUGAAUAAAUAAAAAGUCACAUUUAGCUGUUGGUUUGCAUGCGUUACCAGUAGUUAUGACGUGAAACUGUGGGUUUUUUUCUUCAAAUGUGCCAGUUUUAUUUAUCAGCAUCAAAAUAAAUAACACACACUGUU